GCAAGUGACAGAGUCAUUGGCAACAUUGACAAGGAAGGAGCCCAACUGCUGCAAUUCCAAAACAGAAGAGAGAAGACGAGCAGGUAUUAUCUGCUAUGGUACGCCAGCACCGCCCAGCGCACUUUAGCUCAGCCAUCAAUUCCGGCCCGGAGCACCAAUUCGUUCGCAAUUCCAAUGUGCAAAACGAAGAAGAGCACAGACGCGAUCGAACCCAAGAGAGCGGAUUCCAAACCCCGCAAGUCCUUUAAUUCCUCGUUCUCUUCGAUCCCAGACCUGCCCGCCAACAAUUCCACUAGCACCACCAACUUCCCCAACACCGGUUCCAGCGACAAUAUCAAGAACUACUCCUCCAAGUCCUCGGUCUCAAGCCGAGCGUCUCUGUCUAGCCUCAAGGACUCGCUUCCUGAAAACCCUCACGUCUACGAGCUCUCCGAAAUCCGCGCCGCCACCAACAACUUCAAGGCCAAUAAAUUCUCCUCCUCGUCCUCCUCCCGAUGGCGCUGCUCCCUUCGGAGCAAGGAGGUCAUCGUCUUCCAGCGGAAGCUCCGCCGUCCAAUGGAAUUGCCAGAGCUGCAGGACCGGGUGUUAAUGAUCGGCCGGAGCCACCACAGCAGCUUGGUCAAGCUCCUCGGCGCGUCGAUCUCCGGGAAUUACAUUUACCUCGUGUACGAAUUUGUCGACGGCGCGAACCUCGCGGAGUGCCUCCGGAACCCAAAAAACCCUAGCUUCACAGUCCUCUCCACCUGGCUCUCGCGCAUGCAGGUCGCCACGGACCUCGCGCACGGCCUCGAGUACAUCCAACAUUGCACGGGGCUGAGCUCAGGCUUCGUCCACAACCACAUCAAGAGCUCCAGCGUCAUCGUCACGGGCGAGUCUCUAAACGCGAAGAUCUGCCACUUCGGCACCGCGGAGCUGUGCGGAGAAAUUUCCGAAAGCCAGAGCUCCGAUUCAGCAAAAUUGAAAAGAUCGAACAGUCGAGGAAUGAAGGUCGAGGGGACGAGAGGGUACAUGGCGCCGGAGUUUCAGUCCACUGGCAUCGCCUCGCAGAAGAGCGAUGUGUACGCGUUUGGUGUGGUGGUAUUGGAGCUCUUGUCGGGAGAGGAGGCGCUCAAGUAUAGCUUUGAGGAGGAGGGUGGUGGGUAUAGGAGGGUGAGCGUGAUUGACACGGCUCGUGAGGUGAUGGUGGAUGGCGGUGGUGAUGGGGUGGUGAGGAGGUGGGUGGAUAGGAGGCUGAGGGACUCGUACCCGGUGGAGGUGGCGGAGAGGAUGGUGCGGUUGGGGCUGGACUGCGUGGAGGAGGAUCCGGAUAAGCGGCCCGAUAUGGGUCGGGUCGCGCUUUUGGUUUCCAAGUUGUAUAUGGAAUCUCAGCAAUGGGCGGAGCGGAUCGGCAUCCCCACGGACUUCUCGGUUUCGAUGGCCCCUCGAUGACGUCCGUUGAUUGUCACAGACUGGUAGAAUUAAUUUUUUGUUUUGAUUUUUUUUGAAAUAUUAUUUUAUAGGUUUUAGAGUUUUUUGUUAAUUCUUUUUAAAUACACUUUAAGGAUGUUGACAGAAGCUUACGAAUGUUGUAUAUAAUAACACUAAACGAGAACUGUUUUUGAGGCGUA
This is a messenger RNA of Alnus glutinosa, 1607 nucleotides long. RefSeq names its product lysM domain receptor-like kinase 3. Gene Ontology annotation, biological process: protein phosphorylation. The record is from RefSeq and is a predicted model, not a curated record. Gene Ontology annotation, molecular function: ATP binding; protein kinase activity. The coding region runs from base 175 to 1428 and encodes 417 amino acids. Lineage: Eukaryota; Viridiplantae; Streptophyta; Magnoliopsida; Fagales; Betulaceae. The transcript has a single exon.